AUGGCUUCCGCCCAGCCCUUGACUCUGGCCGGCAAAGUCGCAAUCGUGACCGGCGCUUCAAGAGGCAUAGGUGCGGCGGUUGCUUUAGAGCUUGCCAACCGCGGCGCGAAAGUCGCCCUUACAUUCACCUCCCCCAGCAGUGAAAAUUGCACCAAAGAGGCCGUGGCCAAAAUAAAUGGCCUGGGCAACGGUGCUGCGGCGGUCAUGAUCCAAGCAGACCUGCGCCAGCUCGAUGCUCCGAACAAGAUCGUGACCGAGACGACAGCAGCCUUUGGCGACGACAUCGACAUCCUCGUGAACAACGCAGGAUGUGAGCUGAUCAAGCUGCUGCCUCAGAUCACGCCCGAAGAUUACGCCUAUUGCAUGGAUCUCAACGUACGCGGAGCCUUGUUUAUGAGCCAAGCUGUGCUGCCCUAUCUGCGGAAGCCGGCGCGGAUCAUCAACAUGUCGUCGGUUGGUGCGCGUGUCGGGUUGACUGCCGGCUGCGUGUACCUUACAUCCAAGGCGGCGCUGGAAGGCUUUACGCGUGCUCUGGCUGCAGAACUCGGCCCGCAAGGCCACACUGUCAAUGCCAUCCAACCCGGCCCGACCAAUUCGGACAUGAUGACCAAAAUCCCGCCCGAGAUUGUUGAGCAGCAGAAGAAGACGACGCCGUUGGAGCAUCGAGUGGGCGAACCCGAGGACGUGGCGCUUCUCACUGCGAUGGUGGCAGAGCCGCAGAGUGGCUGGAUGACGGGACAGUGCAUAUCGGCGUCCGGGGGUUGGUUGAUGACUUGA
Lasiodiplodia theobromae is the source of this 777-nucleotide messenger RNA. Its product is annotated as Short-chain dehydrogenase/reductase SDR. Lineage: Eukaryota; Fungi; Ascomycota; Dothideomycetes; Botryosphaeriales; Botryosphaeriaceae. The coding region runs from base 1 to 777 and encodes 258 amino acids. The record is from RefSeq and is a predicted model, not a curated record. The transcript has 2 exons.